CGUCACAAAACCUUACUCCUCCUCCUCCUCUUCGCGACGUAUGCUCCUGAGAAACAAACAGAUAGAUACUAAAGAUGGAAGCUUUAAACUAAAUUCGAAAGCUUUGAACUAAAUUCGAGAGCUUUAAUGGGUACAACCGAGUCGGGUUCGGAUCCGGAAUCAAGCUCGAACGGGUGGAGCCGGGCUCGUGGUCUGGUGAUUAAAACUCUGGUUCUUGUUGGCGGUGCUCUUCUCAUCAAGCGUCUCACUAAAUCCACUACUCGUAGGGAUCACGCUCGCGUCGUCUCUCGUUCUCUCACCGGCGAAAAGUUCACGAGGGAGCAAGCGUCAAGGGAUCCUGACAAUUACUUCAACAUAAGAAUGCUGAGUUGCCCAGCUGCUGAAAUGGUGGAUGGUUCAGAGGUUUUGUAUCUCGAACAGGCAUUUUGGAGGACUCCGCAGAAACCUUUUCGUCAAAGAUUAUAUAUGGUUAAGCCGUGUCCAAAAGAGUUGAAAUGCGAUGUUGAGGUAAGUUCAUAUGCAAUUAGAGAUGCUGAGGAGUACAAAAAUUUCUGUGACCGCCCUAAGGAUCAACGCCCUCUUCCUGAAGAAGUUAUUGGUGACAUAGGGGAGCAUUUGACAACUAUACAUCUCAAUUCUUGUGACCGUGGGAAACGCUGCUUGUACGAAGGCUCAACUUCACCCGAUGGAUUUCCAAAUUCAUGGAAUGGGGCAAGCUAUUCUACUUCAGAUCUUGCAAUCCUGAAAAACAAUGAGAUACACCUAUGGGAUCGCGGCUUUGAUGAGAAUCGAAACCAGGUUUGGGGGCCAAAGCAAGGUCCAUACGAGUUCAAGCCAGCGACAUCUUCGAGUGUCAGUGAAAACUUGUCUGCUUUGAACAUCCUUUAUCAAUCUUCGAUCGAUAAACCAAUUCAAGGAUCCCUCAUCUUGCAAGACUAGCCAUUUUACCUCCUUUACGAUUGUUAAUUUACUCUGUAUCACUCUUACCCUCUUAAUUCAUCUUGGCCACUUUCAAUA
Capsella rubella is the source of this 1017-nucleotide messenger RNA. Its product is annotated as chromophore lyase CRL, chloroplastic. Gene Ontology annotation, biological process: protein-phycocyanobilin linkage. The transcript is spliced from 9 exons. Gene Ontology annotation, molecular function: lyase activity. The record is from RefSeq and is a predicted model, not a curated record. NCBI's taxonomy places the organism in Eukaryota, Viridiplantae, Streptophyta, Magnoliopsida, Brassicales, Brassicaceae. The coding region runs from base 127 to 939 and encodes 270 amino acids.